GAACUUUUUUUGUCUGACUUGAUGCACAAACGGAGGAAUCGUUCCUGGCAAGUAAUCUCUCACUCCUCCAUUCCUUCUUUUCUUUCUUCUUUCUUUCUUCACCCAUUCGACCUACACCUCCCUCAUCUUGUCGAGCCUCGUCCUGCUUCCUUUUUUUGUCUUUGUAUCCCAGCCGCUUUACACUUACCUACUGCACAACUUCCCCACGCCUACCUGGUUCGCGCCCAAUUGCCUCACCCUUCUUAUCCACUCCAUCUCCCCUCUGCCCUUGUCCCAGCUACAUACCCGUAAUGAUCCAGAACUGGGCAUCGGUUUGCGUCCGCUGUCACGGCCCCGACGAUAAUGGUUCCAAGACCGAAGGCCGAGCUUUCUUCCACAAUGAAGCCGGAUAUUCAACUUUUACAGCCUCAGGUAUAGCCCUGGACUCGGGUCUGGUCAUAACAAGCGCAAGUCUUCUUCGGCCAUUUCUAAUGGACAAGCUCUCCUCUUAUGGCGAGAUGGUUCUUUGCCCAAAUUCGGGUAUCGAUGUCCUGUUCGAGAGCAAUAUUGACGAUGAUGGAAACGAGACAUGGGUCCUUGCGGAUCUGGUCGCCGUCGUAGAGGCUGAGGGAAUGCUGUCGUCCAUCAGGAGGUUGAUAGGACAGGACUCUUCCAUGUGGACCUUCGGAUGGGGUUCUAGUAAAGGUCAACUAGGCACGGAUUUAGGCUCGAUUCACCGAUUCUCGUUGCGAAAUGUCGGGAUCUCGGGUCUGGCCAUUUUGCAGUUGAAGCCUAGUUCCACGAAGAUGUCUUCUCCCCACGGCCAGAGCAAGAUGACGAUGAGUCAAAGUUAUCCGUAUCAUUUAUCAGUGCCGUCCAUUGGUAAGAAACUGACGCUGCAUGGAUCUGGGUUUGGAUUGAUCGCACCGUCGGUCCUGAUCAACAACAUUAGUCAGGGCAUUGUCGCGAACAUCAUCCAUCCUCACCGCGCAGCACGACGAGCGGAUGAGCAGGCGAAUUCGUUAAUUUUGACGGACGCAAAGUUCUUACCGGGUAUGGAGGGAGGUGCUGUCAGCUGGGACGAAACCAGAGAACUUGCGGGACUGAGCAUGCUUCCUAUCAGGAGAACAGAUGGGGAGCCUGUGGAUAUCAGUCUUGUCAUCCCUGCGGCAUGUAUCAUCUCCGCUAUCUCGCCAUACAUCGCAAUACCCAGGCAGGCGCUGUUACCACAUCACAUUGCGGCAUUGAACUCGAGCUCAUUAGUGAAUGCCCGCCAAGCUGUUGUCAUGGUCCAAGUCGGUCAAACAUGGGCUUCAGGCGUAGUCGUCUCGAAAAACGGUCAUAUCCUUACAAAUGCCCAUGUGUUCACUUCUUUUCUGGACAAUAUCAGCAAUCGAACGUGGCCUAAUCUGAGAAGCGGAGUUUCUCUUCGUGUCAGGAUCGAUUCACCUCAACAGCAGCAAUGGGUGGAUGAUUGUGAGCUGGUCUUUGUAUCCGAGUCGUGCUGGGACGUGGCUCUAAUCAAAAUCCCGGAGACCUGUAUGCUUAAUGGCUUCCUGCCCUUCCUACCCCUACGGAGUGCAGAGGAAAUUUCCAAAGUGAGGCCGACUGUCAAGGGGACGCCGCUUUUUGCGAUCGGACACGGAAUUUUUGGACCAUCCUCAGGUAUCCUGCCCCUGAUUACUUCGGGGAUCUGCAGCAAGGUGGUCACGUACAACAAAGUCCCCGUUAUGUUGCUUAGUAGUGCGCCGGUGCAUCGUGGCAAUAGUGGAGGUGUACUCGUCAACACAGACGGCCACUUUGUAGGCCUUGUCACAGGCAAUGGAAAGACGUCGACUGGCAGGACGAUCACACACCUCAACUUUGCCAUACCUCUGGAGGCCAUCACCGCGUCUGUUAAUUCCUAUCUGGUAGACGAAGAUCGUAAAUGGCUGGAUCGCUUGAAUACCCCUUCCCCAAGAAUUGACGAUAUUUGGUCUCUACGCGGCACUGCCCCAGCGUGGGAACCCAUUGAAAAAGUGCAUCAAGUGCCGAGCAAGUUAUGAGGACACUCCAGAAAUAUCAUUCAUGUCGUUUCAUCCUUUUGACGCAUAGAAAUGCCUGCUGCUUUUUUAUUUUUAUCUCGGCUA
Molecule: messenger RNA, 2108 nt
Organism: Gamsiella multidivaricata
Lineage: Eukaryota; Fungi; Mortierellomycota; Mortierellomycetes; Mortierellales; Mortierellaceae
Product: trypsin-like cysteine/serine peptidase domain-containing protein
Exons: 12
Coding region: 291-2024 (577 amino acids)
Biological process (GO): protein processing
Cellular component (GO): peroxisome
Molecular function (GO): serine-type endopeptidase activity
Source: RefSeq, a predicted model, not a curated record